GCUUUCCCCCGCCUGUCAGCACAUUGCCGUGGUGCGGCGUCCCCUUUGGAGUUGCCGAACUCACUUCUCACUUGUCUUGUGACUUGUCCCCUCCUCCUCCUUCCGCUCCAGCGGCAUCUCUCCAACCAGGCAAUCCUGGAAACCUUCCUGCAAUCCUUCGCAUCCCUCCCAGUUUCUCAGCUCAAUCAGCAAGUUUCCUCCAACACUCCCCUCUGCAGAUUCAUUGUCAGCUUUUUGUUUUAG
This is a messenger RNA of Closterium sp. Naga37s-1, 243 nucleotides long. The record is from the annotation of a GenBank genome assembly. NCBI's taxonomy places the organism in Eukaryota, Viridiplantae, Streptophyta, Zygnematophyceae, Desmidiales, Closteriaceae.